This is a messenger RNA of Ambispora leptoticha, 360 nucleotides long. The record is from the annotation of a GenBank genome assembly. Lineage: Eukaryota; Fungi; Glomeromycota; Glomeromycetes; Archaeosporales; Ambisporaceae.
AUGUCAGCAGCAGCAACUACUACAGUUUCUACACGUCUUCAAGGUUUUUGGAACCAUCCGGCCGACAUUAUUCGCUGGUCUCACACAUUAAAAUGUUUUGUUUGGUCAACAAUUAAAGGACCGAAAACUAUACAUUUUUGGGCUCCUUUAAUGAAAUGGGGAUUAGUGAUAGCGGGGUUAGGUGACUUGAAACGUCCAGCAGAAAAAUUAUCAGUGCCACAACAAGUUGCUCUAACAGCAACAGGAUUAAUCUGGGCCAGAUGGUCAACACAGAUCAUCCCUGUGAACUAUCCACUUUUAGCGGUGAACGCUUUUGUCGCUGGUACCGGUAUCGUGCAGUUAUACAGGAUAUGGGAGUAA